CGUCCGUGACCCAGCGGAAGUAAUUCCUCCAACUGCCCCGGAACGAACGGCAGCAGGCUUCUGGGGUGGGGGGGCAGCCCUGGAGUGGGGGCUGUGGCGGUGUGUGGGGACCUGGUGCAGUGGCUGCGGUGCUAACUGGAAACUGCUAAACUUCCUGUGGAAGUGAAGUAGAAUUUCAUAAGAACAUAAUGGAUGGAGAAGAGAAAACCUAUGGUGGCUGCGAAGGCCCCUGAUGCCAUGUAUGUCAAAUUGAUAUCUUCAGAUGGUCACGAAUUUAUUGUAAAGAGGGAACAUGCACUAACAUCAGGAACAAUAAAAGCCAUGUUGAGUGGCCCAGGUCAGUUUGCUGAGAAUGAAACUAAUGAAGUCAAUUUUAGAGAGAUCCCCUCACAUGUGCUAUCAAAAGUAUGCAUGUAUUUUACUUACAAGGUUCGCUACACUAACAGCUCCACGGAGAUUCCUGAAUUCCCAAUUGCACCUGAAAUUGCACUGGAACUGCUGAUGGCUGCGAACUUCUUAGAUUGUUAAAUAAAAUAAAUUAUAAUAAACUGUUAACUUUUUUCAGUAUUUAAUACCUGUAGUUCAGUUAGAAUUUUUUUCAUAUAUAGCAUGUUGCCUGUGUGCAAUUGAACUUUAAAGUUAAUUGGAAAGCAGAUUAUUGUCUCUUCUUUUGCAUAGCAGAGUUGAAAUUUGUUUGUUACAUCAACAAGUUAAGGACAUUUUCACAAAUUGAGAAAUAAACAAAUAUGCCACUUUGUAGGUAGUUUUGCCUUAUUCUUUGGAUGUGAUUUUUAAAUUAGAGCAAUGGUGAUAUAACAUGCUGAAAUUUAGUCAUAAAUGGACAAUAUUCUACAGGUAAAUAUUGGGGCUAUGUAUUUUUAUGUUUUUAGUGUUUUUUUAAAACCUAUUCUGACCUUAUAGCUGUCAUUAGCAUUACUAGAAGUACGCAAAUAAUUGCAUUAUAAACAAGUUUAUAACUUAGCCAAAUAUUGAUUUUUAUAACUGUCAAAGACAUGAGUUGAAAUUUCUUAUGUGUCUUUUGAUAAACUGCAGUAUUGUUUAA
This is a messenger RNA of Phyllostomus discolor (pale spear-nosed bat), 1063 nucleotides long. RefSeq names its product elongin C (gene ELOC). NCBI's taxonomy places the organism in Eukaryota, Metazoa, Chordata, Mammalia, Chiroptera, Phyllostomidae. Gene Ontology annotation, molecular function: protein-macromolecule adaptor activity. The transcript has 4 exons. Bases 193 to 528 code for a protein of 111 amino acids. Gene Ontology annotation, cellular component: elongin complex. The record is from RefSeq and is a predicted model, not a curated record. Gene Ontology annotation, biological process: ubiquitin-dependent protein catabolic process.